ACAGUUGGGUUUUGCAAAAUGCAUGAAAUAUGCAUGCAUAAUGUACUUACAGUGACAUACAAGGGAUCUGAGCAAAUAACAAUGAUGAGAUAAAUGUGGCUCUCUAAGCUAGGAGUUUGACCUUAAAGACGACUGAUUUUCUCUUCUCUCAGCAUCGGAAUAAAUGAUGCUGUGUUUCUUCAAUAACAUGAAAUAAAUUUUGACCGGGCUAAUUAGUUUUAUAAUAGUACAAAUAAGGAAUAACAUAAUUGACAUUAGCUAUUAUGCUGGAUUUGGGAUGGAAAUUGGAUUCCAGAACCACAUGGAAGAUAACAAAAAGCUGUAAUAGAACAAAUGAUUAGAAAUUAUAGCACCGUCUUCUUCCUGUCACUGCAGUAAAAGAAACUUCUUUCUCUGUAAAAAGACAUGGUGUGUGAUACGGAGUCUGAGAUGUACACUAUUUAAUCUUACCUUUACUACUGCUGAAGAUACACCAUCAAAACUACUUUUUGUUUGCAGAUCUUUUGUCACACAUUAAUUUAAUCCUAUUUCUUUCCCAGAUCUAGAUUUAAAAUGAAGCGAUGACGAUAUUUCUGUGAUAAUGUACGUAUAUGCCUCAGAAGAUUUAUACAGGUCAGUUACUAAAGUAAGAAUCAACAAAACACAGCUAUAUCAUGUAUUUGAUAAAUACUACACCAUUUAGAACAGCUGUUGCAGUGGUUUACUUGUGAAGAGUUUUAAAUAACUUGCUGCCAUAAUUUCCCAAAAUAAUUGUUCUGAAAAAAAGUAAGCUACUUUAAAGCAGACUACGAAUUUCAAAAGAAAAAAACACUUAGUAUAAUACUAUAGAGACUUGAAGCUGUAUGUAAUGAAUUUGCAAAUUUUGGAUGCAAUAUUAGAAGGACUAGAAAUAGCAGGAGUAAUAAUUUCAUUAGAAAGAGAGAAAUUUCCUUUUCCGGUGCUUCUGAACUUCAGAACUAUAAACAUAUUCUUUCCAAUACAGAAAGUUCACUAAAUACCAUCUUUUGUGCAGUCUACUGGAGCAGCUGUGAAUAGUGAUCCCAAGUAUUCACAUCAGCACAACAUUGGUAGGAAGCUCCACAUCAAGAAAAGAGAGAAUGGACAGGCUGCCUUUUUUCCUUUUUUUUUUUUUUUUUUAAACAAACAAACAAACAAAAAACUACCACCUCAAACAAACAGGUACAUUGGGAAUUGCUAAGUGAAGUCCCACCAACUUACUGAAUAGAUGAUACAUGAAUUGGCUACACAUGCGGUGUAUAUAAUGUCCCUCUGGUGAUAUUACGGUUAUGUGGAUUCUUUUUCAGACACAAAGUCCUCAUUAGAGGUAGCUGAAAAACAGAGCUGGAGGGAGAAAUGACGACAAUAUAAUAAUUUUUCAUCUAAGUUUGUCCAAUCUUUAGUUUCAAUGAGAAAUAAUCAUCCCAAACUUGAGGGACUGAAAAAUGCUGACUCUAAUUCCACUCCCAAUUCAUGGUCAACUCCAACAAUAACCUUUUAUGGUUGUACAAAUCAGAGAAAGCCAACGCAACAUUUCAGGUACUGAGAUACACUGAAGAAGUGAACAUUUCCUUGUUUUGGGGGUCUUGCCAGGGCUAGGCUUGCACAGAAGCCGUGACGAUCUGUGCAGCUAUUCUGCCAAUAUUUUUAUACUGUAUAGCGUGUGUAAAUAUGCAAAUAUUUAUGUAUGCAAUUACAAGCAAAUACGGUCUGUAGGAGCUUACUUAUAUGUAGGAGGCAGAGCAUUUUCAACGUGUUGCUGCGCUUCCUUAUUUACUUAUUUAUAUUCAGACAAAGGAAGUGGUAAGGCUGUCUAGCUGACAACUUUUCUGAGAAGAGACCAUUUUGUACUAGAGGAAGCUGUAUCUCUCUUGGAUGUGCUAACAACGUUGUUCUGAAAUAAAAUAAAUAAAUAAAUAAAUAAAUUAAAAACAGAACUUGGAAAGAGCUGGAUAUUAGGCAAGGACUUACUCGGCCUGCUGGAGGUGAUCAUACACACGGAAUAUAUGGCUGCUUCAUCGACAGCACUGGCAUGAGCAUUCUCUAACUGCCUGGAGGAGCAAACGUACCAUGGAUCCGCGAAACAUUCCCUACCGUUCAGAGGUGGCUACAUGGAACCCAGAUGAAUUAGCAGAAUAUUUUAAGACGUUAAAGUAUAAGGACUGUGAGAAAGUUGUGAGAAAGCACAGCAUAAGUGGACAACGGUUUUUGAACAUGUCUGAAAAUGAUAUUCAGAAAUUUCCCAAACUCAGAGUGCCAAUUGUAAGUAAAUUAAGUCAAGAAAUAAACAGAAAUGAAGGAAGGAUGUCUUUCUUUCCAAAAUGGGGCCAAACACAAAAGUGUCCUGAAAAUCCAGGAUAUAGUCAAGAAGAUGGUGGCUGGUCUUCAUUUGAUGAAGAUGAUGACUACGAAAGCCCUGAUGAUGACCAAGAAAAGGAAGAUGAGGCUGACUAUGAAUCACCAACAGGAGAGCCUGAGGAAGCAGAACAUGACAGUGAUGGCUAUGAGCCACCUCCAUCCAAUAAUGAUGAAGCACACCACAAUGUCAUAUUUCCUGCCAAAUCCCUUGCAAACAACACAGAUUAUAUAGACAGACCUUCAACAGCCAGAUCAUCACAACAGCCUCCAGUACCACCCCAGCGACCUGGCCCGUCCACAGUACCAGCCUCAUUUGGGGGAAGAGGUGCUUCUCUGCCACCUUUUCCUCCUCUUCCAAGCAACAAUGACUUGACUAGAGACAGAAAUAUCAAACCUUCAAAACCCCCAGCUCCUUCUAUAGACAGAAGCACGAAACCCCCACUGGAUCGCCUUGCUCCACCAUUUGAAAGAGAAGCCCCAAUAUCAGGGAGGAAGCCAGGCUAUCCUGAGAAGCCUCUGACUCCACAGCUAAGAUCCCUGGGAGAACAGCUAGCAAUGAUGCCAAAACCUCCUGUCCCACCAAGCGACAGAUAUGAAAGAGGCAAUCCAACUCCUCUAAGGAAGCAAACUCCUGUCAAGCAGGGUUGGCCACAACAAAAGAGACCUGAAGAAGAAGAAGACACCGCACCCCAAAGAGCAGUGCCACAGCUAUCUUUGCCCCCAUACAGCUCCAAUACAUUCCCAUCAAAAUCUAUCAAGCCUCCACCUAAGCCAGGAUCCAACAGCAUGCCUGGUGCAGAAAGUGCUAGAAGCCUGUCUGCAAGUGGCUCUCUACCACCUCGCUUCCCUCUAGGCAACAACAGCAGAUCUCCUUCAAGAGGGACAGCUGAUAUAAGACCUCCAUUGCCCAUUCCUAGCAGACAGACUGCUCAGCACACAAACACGGAGGAAGAUGAGGAUUCAUUAAAUGAUGAAUGGUACGUUGCUUAUAUUAGCCGGCCAGAAGCAGAAGCAGCUCUUCGAAAAAUAAACAAGGAUGGAACCUUCUUGGUAAGAGACAGCUCAAGAAAAACUGCUACUCAUCCAUAUGUACUGAUGGUGUUGUACAGAGAUAAAGUAUACAACAUCCAGAUUCGUUACCAGGAGCAAAAUCAGAUAUAUUUGUUAGGAACUGGCUUAAAAGGAAAAGAGGAUUUUUCAUCUGUAGCAGACAUCAUUGAUUACUUCCAAAGAACACCUCUUCUUCUGAUUGAUGGAAAAGACAGGGGUUCAAGAAACCAGUGCAUGUUAACAUACGCUGCAGGACAUAUUUAAAUGAGACCCUAAUGAAGAUCACAUAAAGGAUCAAAGUCUACUAAAGUCUGUAAACCUAAGGAUACUUCCUUUUUCAGUGAACUAAAACCAUGAAGAAAUCAUUAAAAAUACUUUUAAUUUUAAU
Cygnus olor (mute swan) is the source of this 3793-nucleotide messenger RNA. RefSeq names its product lymphocyte cytosolic protein 2 (gene LCP2). The transcript has 21 exons. The record is from RefSeq and is a predicted model, not a curated record. NCBI's taxonomy places the organism in Eukaryota, Metazoa, Chordata, Aves, Anseriformes, Anatidae. Gene Ontology annotation, molecular function: protein binding. The coding region runs from base 2068 to 3669 and encodes 533 amino acids. Gene Ontology annotation, biological process: intracellular signal transduction; cell surface receptor protein tyrosine kinase signaling pathway.